This is a messenger RNA of Cajanus cajan (pigeon pea), 1989 nucleotides long. RefSeq names its product protein NRT1/ PTR FAMILY 6.3. NCBI's taxonomy places the organism in Eukaryota, Viridiplantae, Streptophyta, Magnoliopsida, Fabales, Fabaceae. Gene Ontology annotation, molecular function: transmembrane transporter activity. Gene Ontology annotation, cellular component: membrane. The record is from RefSeq and is a predicted model, not a curated record. Gene Ontology annotation, biological process: transmembrane transport; oligopeptide transport.
AGCUUAACCCCGUUGUGGCAUGCAUACCUCCUAGUUCCCUUCACUAAUAUUCAUCACCAUUCAUAUCCUCCUCUGAUGAACACUCUCCCUCAAACACCCGCGAAAACCAUCCCAGAUGCCUGCGACUACAAAGGCCUCCCAGCAGAGAGGUCCAAAACCGGUGGUUGGACUGCAGCCGCCAUGAUUUUAGGGGUGGAAGCAUGUGAGAGGCUAACCACAAUGGGAAUUGCCGUAAAUUUAGUCACAUAUUUGACGGGUACCAUGCAUUUGGGCAAUGCUUCCUCAGCCAACACAGUCACCAACUUUAUGGGAACCUCUUUCAUGCUCUGUUUGUUCGGUGGUUUUGUAGCUGACACUUUUAUCGGCAGAUACCUAACUAUUGCCAUCUUCGCAACCGUUCAAGCAACUGGUGUUACAAUAUUGACAAUAUCAACCAUAAUCCCAAGCCUACACCCUCCGAAAUGCAUAAGAGACGCUGCGAAACACUGCGUGCCCGCAAGCAACAUGCAGCUAACGGUGCUCUACAUAGCUCUCUACACCACAGCGCUUGGCAUCGGAGGCUUGAAAUCCAGCGUGUCAGGGUUUGGCACGGACCAGUUCGACGAAACGGACAAAGGAGAGAAGAAGCAGAUGAUAAAAUUCUUCAGCUGGUUCGUGUUCUUCAUAAGCACAGGGACUCUGACAGCGGUCACGGUUCUUGUGUACAUUCAGGAUCGCAUAGGAAGAUACUGGGGUUACGGGAUAGGUGUGUGUGCUAUUUUGGUGGCUCUUCUUGUGUUUUUAGCAGGUACGAGGAGAUACCGGUUCAAGAAACUGGUGGGUAGCCCUCUGACGCAGUUUGCGAUGGUGUUUGUGGCGGCGUGGAGGAAGAGACAUUUGGAAUUGCCGCAUGAUUCGUCGUUGUUGUUCAACUUGGAUGAUGUUGCCGAUGAAACUAUCAGGAAGAAGAAGCAGAUGUUGCCACAUAGCGAGCAGUUCCGGUGCUUGGACAAGGCAGCAAUCAAGGACCCUAAAACCGACGGGGAAGAAAUAACGGCGGAGAAAAAAUGGUAUCUCUCAACCUUAACAGACGUUGAAGAAGUAAAAAUGGUGCAGAGAAUGGUCCCAGUGUGGGCCACCACCAUCAUGUUCUGGACAAUAUACGCCCAAAUGACGACAUUCUCAGUAUCACAAGCGACCACCAUGGACCGCCGCAUCGGAAAGUCGUUCCAGAUCCCCGCCGCCUCCCUGACCGUCUUCUUCGUGGGCAGCGUCCUCCUAACAGUCCCCAUCUACGACCGCAUCAUCGCUCCCAUCGCCAGAAAAGCCUCAAACAACCCGCAAGGGCUAACCCCAUUGCAACGCAUCGGCGUAGGGUUAGUCCUCUCGAUCUUCGCAAUGGUGGCAGCAGCACUAGUGGAAAUAAAGCGGCUGAGAGUGGCGCACGCGCACGGUUUGGCGCAUAACCCUCACGCGGUGCUUCCGAUGAGCGUCUUCUGGCUGGUGCCGCAGUUCUUCUUCGUGGGGUCCGGUGAGGCGUUUACGUACAUAGGGCAGCUAGAUUUUUUCCUGAGGGAGUGUCCGAAGGGGAUGAAGACCAUGAGCACGGGUUUGUUUAUGAGCACGUUGUCGUUAGGGUUUUUCCUUAGCUCCUUGUUGGUAACUUUUGUGCACAAAGCAACGCGCCACCGUGAGGCGUGGCUUGCGGAUAAUCUUAACCAGGGGAAGCUAUAUUAUUUCUACUGGCUUUUGGCUAUGUUGAGUUGUUUGAAUUUGGUGGUGUACUUGUUUUGUGCUAAGGGCUACGUGUACAAGGACAAGAGGCUCGCUGAGCAGGGCGUGGAGUUGGUGGAACCCGACACUGCAGCUUGCCAUGCCUAGGUUUUACUUUUUCAUACGAGGAAUGCUUAUGCUUAUGCUUAUGCUUAUGCUUAAUUGCUUAUGCUAUGCUUAUGUUAGUGCUUGAAAGUUGAAUAAAAAUGAAAAUAGAGGAAUCGAGAUUAACAGAAA